Helicoverpa armigera (cotton bollworm) is the source of this 3037-nucleotide messenger RNA. RefSeq names its product ankyrin repeat domain-containing protein 13C. NCBI's taxonomy places the organism in Eukaryota, Metazoa, Arthropoda, Insecta, Lepidoptera, Noctuidae. The transcript has a single exon. Gene Ontology annotation, biological process: protein retention in ER lumen. Gene Ontology annotation, molecular function: signaling receptor binding. Gene Ontology annotation, cellular component: cytoplasm. The record is from RefSeq and is a predicted model, not a curated record. The coding region runs from base 312 to 1643 and encodes 443 amino acids.
UGUCAUAGAAGAGAAAUAAUAUUUUGUCCUGAAUAAUGGAACAGAACCACCAAAACCGAUGAUGGACACAUUACUUUUCGUAAAAGAAAGAAAAUAAUCAUUUUGUUUAGUGUACAAAUGAGUAAAUAUUAUGUUUUCAAAAAUAAGUUUGUUAAUACAGAACUAAAUAGAGAAUUAAUAUAUAAAUUAGAGAAUAGUCCAAAUAUGAAGCCGUUUUCUUAUCUCCUUGAUUAGAUUUUAAUCAAAAUUACUUGAAGUUCCUGUUUAGUUAUCAAUGAAAGUAAUGAUUUAGAAACAACCGUGUGUGCGAAAUGUCUAUUUCUACCUGUAGUGAAGAAGACGAUGUGUAUCCACUCCACGAGAGUAUAUUUAUUGGUGAUGUUCGAAAGCUCUCGUCGUUACUAAGAAACCAUGAUGUGGCUCGUAAGGACAAACAUGGCAAUACGGCUCUGCACCUGGCCGUCAUGCUGGGCCGCAAGGAGUGCGUACAGCUCCUGCUCGCACACAGCGCGCCGGUCAAGGUUAAGAACCUCGCAGGCUGGUCUCCCCUGGCAGAGGCGAUCAGUUACGGUGACCGUCAAACCAUAUCAUCUCUGGUGCGCAAAUUGAAGCAGCAAGCGCGAGAACAGAUGGAACGCCGACGACCUGAUCUUAUUAGAGCUCUAGCUCAAAUACAAGAUUUCUAUAUGGAACUCAAAUGGGAUUUCCACUCAUGGGUACCUCUAGUCUCCAGAAUAUUACCCUCAGACGUUUGCAAAAUUUACAAAUCAGGUUCUGGAAUCAGAUUGGAUACAACUUUAGUAGAUUUUACUGACAUGAAAUGGGAAAGGGGAGACAUAUCUUUUAUUUUUCAAGGAGAGAAGCCACCUAGUGAGUCACUCACAGUUUUAGAUAACAAAGCUAAAGUGUACCAACGAGUACGUUACGAAGAAACAGAAACUGAAAUAGAAGAUGAAGUAGACAUACUUAUGUCUAGUGAUAUACUAGCCGCACAGAUGUCCACCAAAGGAAUUUCUUUUACAAGGGCUCAAUCUGGCUGGAUAUUCAGAGAAGAUCGCAAAGAAACUGUUGCAGGAUUGUACAGAAGUGAUAUUUACACCAUCACGGGUCUUGUAUUAGAGUCACGUAAAAGAAGAGAACAUUUAUCAACAGAUGAUUUACAAAAAAAUAAGGCAAUAAUUGAAAGCUUAACUAAAGGAAAUACACAGAAUUUGGAUACAAACGGGGAACCUACUAGGCGUGCUUCAUUAAAUCCUCCUCCUGAAAGUAAUAUUGAUUGGAGUACAUACAUAUCAUCACCUCCAGGGCUUUACCCCAGUCUAGGAAGGGAGCUUGUAUACAAGGAGUCAUCACGAAACUUCCGAGCCACUAUAGCCAUGAGUGAUGACUUUCCUCUUAGUGUGGACAUGUUACUGAAUGUGCUUGAAGUGAUAGCACCAUUUAAACAUUUUGCUAAGCUACGACAAUUUGUAGCCAUGAAAUUGCCUAGAGGUUUCCCAGUUAAAAUUGAUAUUCCAAUAUUGCCAACAGUGACAGCUAAAAUAACAUUUCAAAAGUUUGAUUUCCGAGAGGAUAUAGCUCCUGAUCUAUUUAUCAUACCUGAUGACUUCAUAGAAGACCCGUUGCGAUUCCCUGACUUAUGACGCUUUGAAAUUCUAACACUGUUUGCAGUUGAUGAAAGGCCUAAUUGGCGGCGUGAGGUUAGGCGGCGCCGAGUCAAGCGGAAGGCACGACACAGGCCUAUAAGGAAUAGCCUACUCUCAAUUGAAUUUCCAAUACCAAUUGGUCUGGGCAGCUACUAUUCCAGCCAUUGUGUCCUUUUUGUUGAAUAGCUAAAUUUCUAUGUAGGAAUGUUAAAUUUGUGGUGAAUUGUCCUGUGUAUGUAAUAUUUUUGGUCAACAGUGUUAGAAUGAGAAUGUAUUCUACCUUUGUUGUCUAGUUACUGAAAGAUAUGGCUCAUGUUUUGCUUAUAAAUUUUAAAUUGUUUUUAAUUUAUUUUUUACUUUUGUAUAUUUUUAAACAACUUAUUUCAUUUCAGACAGGAAAUAUGGUAUCUAAUGUAACCUUUAUGUAUUUUUUUAACUUUUUUAAAUAUGUUGAGGUUUUAGUAAUUGCAAACUUGAAAUGUUAUUUAUUCUCACAAUAAAUUAUUUAUUUAAAUAAUGUUAAAGCACUCAGAAACUGGCCUUUAGAAAAACCUUUAUUAUUAGCACCUAUUAACUAUGUAGUUCGAGGCCUACAGCCAAUGUGAGGCCUUGAGUAGAUGUCAUGAGUGCACAGAUCAUUCAGGUACUAAUUUAGAUGUAUUACAUUUUUCGGACUGGAGCUUUUAAACUAAGUCCCAUAUGUUUUCAAAACAAGACAAUGCUCAUUAAUUUGUAGAUUGGAGCUUGUGUGGUGAUUUAGUAAAUAAGUAAUUACAUAAGGUCCAUCCAGCCACUUUCCAUGUAGAAUACCAUACCUAUUUGUAUACACAUUAGUUAUUGAGGAUUUAAGGCUAGGAACUGCCACUUCAUUUUGUCCUUGUGCCUUCAGCAUGCUGUAACUUGAAAACUUAAAUAUGCUUGACCUUUAUUUUUUGUUUCGUUGUUUCUUUGUAUUCAAUUUAGUUUCAUAAAUCACGUUAAUUAAAAUAACUUAGUCAAUUGCCACAUAAAUAACAAAUUAUUUAUGUGUAAUUAUUACCACAGGUGUUCCUUUGUAAAUAUCAAAAUUCAUGUAUCUGAAUUUGAACUUUAGACCAACUAAAGUUUGGAAGCACAGAAUGUACUUAUUUUUACUGAAUUAAGCACAUAGUAUAAAGUAGGAGCCAGAUGCUUUUGUAGUGAAUUGCGCAAUAGUUUCCUAAUCGUAUUUAGUAUUUUGACAAUAACUCUGAAAUGACAAUCCCACCAAAAAUUAAUUUUGAUUUACUUAAGAGAUAUAAUUAUUUCUUGCCAAUAGUUAAGCCAAUAUAUAAAGACAAGAAUAUGUGACGAUAAACCUGUAAAACUGAAAUAGUGAAAAAAGAAAUGUUGUAAUAAAAUUUAAAGUAAUA